Messenger RNA from Serendipita indica DSM 11827, 663 nucleotides. Lineage: Eukaryota; Fungi; Basidiomycota; Agaricomycetes; Sebacinales; Serendipitaceae. The record is from the annotation of a GenBank genome assembly.
AUGUCGGCCCUUUUACCUGAAAAACCGGCCGCAGCCUUGCCGCAGUCGGCAAGAGCGAUUGCUCUUCUUCUUGCAUCGACACCCUCCGUCGUAGACGCUCCACCCCGCGUGCUGCAGAUGUUGAUGGAGUUUGCGCACCGUUACACGGUCCAAGUCCUCAUGGACGCGCAGGUGUUUGCAGAACACGCUGGUAGACCUGGUAGAAUCAUCAUGGACGAUGUCACGUUGGCUAUUCAGGGCAAAGUGGGCUUUGAAUUCGGCGGGCGCGUGCCCAAGGAGUAUUUGCUCGCAAUGGCAGCUUCAGUCAAUGAAGAGCCGCUUCCACCUGUCCAAGAGGCCUUUGGCAUUCGCCUUCCACCGCCCGAACAUUGUCUCGUGCAGCCCGACUUUGAUCUGAUACCCAAUGCGCCACCGGAAGAAGAUCCACUAUACGAAGAGAUUGAAGAAGAAGUCACUGACGACGAAGAGGAUAUUGCGGAAAACGACGAAGAGGACGAGGACGAUGUCGAGAUGCAGGAGGCGGCCACAAAUGGCGUGCGUGCAGAGAAUGGGAUGGAUAUCGAUGCGGACAAGGAAGGUUCAGACUUGUUUGACGGCGACGAGGAUGAAGGUGCAGCCAAGGACGUCAGGAGGCCCGUCAACGACGACGAUGAUUACGAUUGA